Molecule: messenger RNA, 1220 nt
Organism: Leucoraja erinaceus (little skate)
Lineage: Eukaryota; Metazoa; Chordata; Chondrichthyes; Rajiformes; Rajidae
Exons: 5
Coding region: 44-952 (302 amino acids)
Source: RefSeq, a predicted model, not a curated record
UUGCCAGGGCGACGGGACAAACAGUGCGGGCCGAGUGGCCGCCAUGGCGCCGGAGCGGAGACACGACCUGCACCUGACCAGCGCCGGCAUCGGCCUCCACUACAGCCCCGGCCGCGGCUUCCCCCCCUCCGGCUUCAGGUCAUUGUUGAAGGAUCCUCUGCCCCCGAAGCUGAAGGAACUGGACAUCACCCAUCCCGACGAUGAGGUCUACAAUUGUUACGAGACCACGACAGGCUCAGCGCACAAUGUCAAGACCAUCGACGGCAUCCUUGGGCACCCUCGGCACGUCAAAGUGCCCAACCAUUGGGAUGUCCAUUACAUGAAGGAUCUGGGUGAGAAGCUGAGCCGGCGGGACUGGAAGACUCCACUAAACAUGGUCAACCAGACCAGUGAGAUGAAGGACAAGUAUACGGGCCGGCUGCCCCAGUCCAUGGACACUGCGUUCAAGUCCGGACCACAGCCCUUCCCCCUCGCCAGCCACCUCACCAAUGGACCAACUAAAAAUAUCGUGGCCAGCACAGAGAACCCCGUGAUGGCAGGGAAGGAGUUCUACGUCCGGGACAAGGACGUUCUCCGGCUGAAUGACAUCUACUUGUCGACCACAAACAAGGACUUCAGGGCCUUUAAAAAGACUGAGUUGGAAGGCAUAGCGAAGAAGGACAUAGCCACGUACUGGCAGACAGAGGACUAUCCCAAGGCGUGGGGCCACGGACUAAAGGAGAAUCCUCUCCCCAAGGCGUCGCAACGCAUCAACCGCGGACCCGGCCCGAUGAUCGACCCGUCCGUCUUCUCCACCCAGACACGAAUCCCCCGGCUGCCCAGACGUCUCCCGCCCGUCCCCAACCGGGGAAUGAAGACCCCUGUUCCAGGAGUCGUACCCCCCGCCCAGCGACGUCAAACGCACGCGGGACAUCUACUGCCCACUGACCGCUCCGUGGGUGGUGACCCUUGAACCGUCCACCCCAGAGAUACUGACCGUCCCAAACAUGUACAAGACCCAGUCUAUGGCCUACGGCAGCAAGGAGCCAGCCAUCGUCUAGACGCCACAGACUCCCCGUCUCCUGUCCCACAAGGUGCAGGCAUCAUGGACCAGGAACUCCCAAAGGGGCCAUUCAGCCCAUCGAUCGUAAACCUGCUAUCUCACCGAGCUCUCCAGCUAAUCCACUCCCACCCCCUCCCCCCCUUGUCUGUCCACAAGUGCUGUCACUCCCCCCUCCCCC